ACUUGGUACCAUUACCUAAAUCUUAGCUGUAAACACACCACACCUGCUCCCUCUCUCACUCUGCAACUUUCAUCCUCCACCAAUUUACUGCAAAAUCAUUCACACACACAUCACACCCACUGUUUUCACACACACAUUCAUGGAGAUUCUCUCACUCUUCUUCCAAUCAAUCUUCACCCCAUCAUCAUAAUCACCCACACCUACAUUCACCCACAACCCACCAUGAAAUUCACCAUCUUCUUCUUCCUCUUCAUCUUCACAUUCACAACCACCACCACCACCACCACCGUCAACAACCGCCGGACACUCCACCAGCCGUUUUUCCCACAAGACUCACCACCAGCACCAUCACCACCGUCAUCAACCGAUGUACCCUUCACACCCACCCCCACCACCACCGCAUCUCCACCAUCUGACCAUCCGUUCUUCCAAGAAUACCCCUCACCACCGCCUCCACAAACCUCAACUCCGUCAGCCUCUUUUCCAGCCAACAUCUCGUCACUAAAUCUCCCAAGUUCUGCUAAAUCCAAAUCAGUGUCAUCAAAACUAAUCGCAACCGCUGUCACGCUAGUAAUCGCCGCCGCUAUCGUUGUCGCAAUCGUAAUUUACCUACGAGUUAAAAAGCAUCGAAGAUCUCCCACCGAUACUACGUCGUUUAGCGACGAGAAAACUCACAGAUCCGAUAGUAGUAGCAGAGUAGUUAUUACUAACAAUGCAGAUUCUAUUACUAGUGGAGGCAGUGUUAGUAAUAAUAAUAACAAUAAUACUAAUAGGAUACCGAAGCUUAGUCGUCCGUCACAAACUAGUGCGGAAUUUCUGUACCUUGGUACUAUUGUUAAUUCCAGAAAUGGAAUAGAUGGAACAACAAUUGGGAUUGUUAAUAAUCACCGUGUAGAUGGUGAUGGUAAGAAGUUGAGGAAAUUGGAUUCACCCGAACUCCGCCCACUGCCGCCACUUACGAGUGUCGGUGCGGGCGGAGUACCGACGAUGAGUAAUUUGGGGAAUAAUAAUUUUGAAAAUGUGGAAGUUGAAUCUUCUAAAGAUGAAGAGUUUGAAGAGUUUUAUUCGCCUCGUGGGUCUAUUGGUACCGGAUCUGGUUCCAGAACCACUUUUGGUGGAGUUCCGGUGGAGAAUUAUGAGUCCGGGAGGAUAAUUGGGUCGGUUCCGGGUUCGGUUUCGGGUUCAGGUUCGGGUUCGUCGUCUUGUUCUUCGUCUAGUUCGGGUUCUCCGGUGAGGUCUGUGUCGUUGAGUAUUUCGCCGCCGGUGAGUUUGAGUCCGAUUAGAUCCCGGCCGAAGUCGCCGGAGCUUUUGUCGAUUCAAACCCCUCCGCCGCCGUCUCGGUUAGCUCCUCCGCCGCCACCACCACCUCCGCCGCCGCAGAAUCUGGUCAUCCCAUCGCCGGAAAUUGGAUUGUCGGAUUUUUCAAGUGAUCAAUAUUCACCGCCACCGCCGGCGAGAACUCCUCCACCACCGCAGAAUCUGGUCAUCCCAUCGCCGGAAAUUGAAUUGUCGGAUUUUUCAAGUGAUCAAGAUUCACCGCCACCGCCGGCGAGAACUCCGCCGCCGCCACCGCCACCGCCGCAGAAUCUGGUCAUCCCAUUGCCGGAAAUUGGAUUAUCGGAUUUUUCAAGUGAUCAAGACUCACCUCCGGCACCGACGAGAAUUCCGACACCGCCGCCGCCACCGCCACUACCGCCAACGAAGUACUGGGACUCUCAGAGUCCGAAAACACCCGCAUCGGUUCGUCCACCGGUUUUAGUGACGCCUGCGAGACCCGUGCCUGUGAUCAACGAUCAAGAUCAACCGGAGGUGUCGCCUAUGGAACCAUUGCCGGAAAAUCAAGAAAAUCUUGAAACACCAAAACCGAAACUGAAACCGCUUCAUUGGGAUAAAGUUAGAGCAAGUUCUGAUCGAGAAAUGGUGUGGGAUCAACUCAAAUCUAGUUCUUUUAAGUUGAAUGAGGAGAUGAUAGAGACAUUGUUCAUUGUUAAGACGCCGAACUCGAGUAAUUCAAACGAAUCAUCCGCCACGAGACGGGCAAUUCUACCGACACCAAUGAGCCAGGAAAACCGAGUUCUUGACCCGAAAAAGUCACAAAACAUUGCAAUUUCGCUUAGGGCACUCAAUGUGACAAUUGAUGAAGUUUGUGAUGCACUUUUAGAAGGUAAAUUUGCUUCAUUUCCACAAAAGUUUACAUUUUUUUUUUUGAGUUUUUUCGUUAUAAUUUUUGUUUGUGAUCAUACAGGUAAUGCGGAUACACUGGGGACCGAGCUUCUCGAGAGUUUGUUGAAAAUGGCUCCGACUAAAGAAGAAGAACGGAAGCUAAAAGAAUACAAAGAUGAUACGCCUUUUAAGCUUGGUCCGGCUGAGAAGUUUCUAAAGGCGGUUCUUGAUGUACCGUUUGCGUUUAAAAGAGUCGAGGCAAUGCUUUACAUAUCCAACUUUGAGUCCGAGGUCGAGUACCUUAAACGCUCUUUUCAAACUCUUGAGGCUGCAUGCGAAGAGCUUAGAAACAGCCGAAUGUUUCUAAAACUCCUAGAAGCCGUUUUGAAAACCGGAAACCGCAUGAACGUAGGAACAAACCGAGGUGAUGCACACGCUUUCAAACUCGACACACUCCUUAAACUUGUUGACGUUAAAGGCACCGACGGAAAGACAACUCUUUUACACUUUGUCGUUCAAGAAAUCAUCAAAAGCGAAGGGGCUCGCCUUUCUAUUCCCGACGCCCAAAGCCCCACCGUUGCUAAUGACACAAAGGCCCGCAAACUUGGUCUCCAAGUCGUCGCUGGUAUCAGUUCCGAACUCUCAAAUGUCAAGAAAGCUGCAGCCAUGGAUUCCGACGUUCUUAAUAGUGACGUGACGAAACUAUCCAAGGGUAUUUCCGACAUUUCACAGGUUGUCAGGUUAAACGAAACACUUUCGGAUGGUGUAAACCGCGAAAGAUUCUCAGAAUCCAUGAACGCGUUUAUGAAAACCGCGGAGGAAGAGAUUAUCAAGAUUCAAGCUCAAGAAAGCGUCGCGUUUUCGUUAGUAAAGGAAAUAACCGAAUACUUUCAUGGGAAUUCCGCUAAAGAAGAAGCACACCCCUUAAGAAUAUUCAUGGUAGUGAGAGAUUUCUUGACGGUUCUUGAUCGCGUGUGCAAGGAAGUUGUGUCGGUAAAUGAACGAAUAGUCGUUAGUUCGGCUCAUAAGUUCCCCGUGCCAGUAAACCCGACACUUCUACCGGUAUUUACGCGACAGUUUAGUUCCUCAGAUGAUGAAAGUAAUUCUUCAUUUCGACUGUCAUCAUAGGUAAUGGCAUUCUUGUGUUGUUGUUGGUGUUGUAUUUGUAUCAUAAAGUUAGAAGAUUUUGAAUGUUAAUUUGAUUAUAGAUAUAUAUAAAUAUAUAUGAUAUAUAUACGGAGGAGAUUUUGGAAGAAUAAGCAUAUAUCUCUGUAAAAAAAAACAAGUUCAUUUAUGCUACAUUUGUUCUAUGGAAUUAGAUUCUCUGUACCCUCCA
Helianthus annuus (common sunflower) is the source of this 3499-nucleotide messenger RNA. RefSeq names its product formin-like protein 1. The transcript is spliced from 3 exons. The record is from RefSeq and is a predicted model, not a curated record. Lineage: Eukaryota; Viridiplantae; Streptophyta; Magnoliopsida; Asterales; Asteraceae. Gene Ontology annotation, molecular function: actin filament binding. Gene Ontology annotation, biological process: actin nucleation; actin cytoskeleton organization. The coding region runs from base 223 to 3291 and encodes 1022 amino acids.